Trichomycterus rosablanca is the source of this 1033-nucleotide messenger RNA. RefSeq lists its product as uncharacterized. The record is from RefSeq and is a predicted model, not a curated record. The transcript is spliced from 12 exons. NCBI's taxonomy places the organism in Eukaryota, Metazoa, Chordata, Actinopteri, Siluriformes, Trichomycteridae. The coding region runs from base 59 to 1033 and encodes 324 amino acids.
UGUUGCUCUGCGCUCCACAAAAAUCUCUUUUAACAAGUGAUUUGCUGUCUAAAAACUGAUGGACCUUGGCAAAUUUCUGCCUAAAAUCACAGAGGGAAGUCUCUGGAAGGUGGCGUGCGCCGCCGGUGUGGUAGUUUUGGGUUCAGCCGGCUGGAUGUAUUACUGGCUCCGGCAAAGAACCAACCCGCCAACUGAGCUCUCUCAGCCGGCCACACAUGACUACGAAGAAGGAUUGGAUGAGACCAGUGACUUUCAGGUCGACAUGCCAAACUGGCAACCUGACCAACCCACUGAGGAACCUGUGUUUCUGCAUUCUGGAAAUCGUGAACUGCACAGCACGUCCAGAAUCAUCCAGUUCCUCUCAACUGAAUCCCACCGUUCUCAGUUUGAGUCAGUACAGAUCAGACGAUACUUUGUAUGUGUGGUAGAAGGGUCAGAGAUCCAGCAGUGGUGGUUCACCAUCGCUGAGACCUGCUGUUUAAAUCAUCUUGGAUUCCCCUAUUACACCACCAGUGAGGUUUCUUUCACUGGCAUACAGAGUAUCUCUGGAACGGUGACUGCAUUUGUAUCCUGUCGCCGUGUGGAGACCUUUGUUAACGUCCUGCUGGAGGAUUGUGUGAAAACCUUCUACGAGGUGACCAGGGACUACCGACGUCUGUGGGCUGAUGGACAGGAGGACACUGCUCACUGGGUUAAGAACUCCACCUUUUAUACACCGCACAUGGAUUCCGAGACUGACUUUGAGUCAGAGUUUGAUGGCAGUGAGGAGAAUCUUUAUCCUGAGGAGAGUGAGGUGCCCUUUAUCAGCUGCCACCUCGAAGACUGCGGCAUCACAGACGUUGCCCUGAAGCUGCCUGCACUUCGUGAGGUCUUUUCUACCCUGUUAACCAGCAUCCACCUCCAGAAUGUAUUAUUUGUAAGCGGCAAAGAGCUGGUUAUGCACCUAGCAGCUCUAAACAAGCAGGAUGUGGUCGAGGCUCAGCUUUCAUACGAGGCUCUGAUUCGCUUCCUAAAAGAAGCAGCCAAUCAGUAG